AUGGUUGAUGUUCAGACCAGCAUCGCAGCCAAAGUCUCCGAGCUAGGCGGUGUUCACAAAUACGAUCUCACGCCCGACGUCACUCACCUUAUCGUCGGUGACUACGACACACCUAAAUACCGUCAUGUCGCCCGUGAACGCCCCGAUAUUAAGGCUAUGGACGCCGCCUGGAUCGAAACCCUUAGCGAGAUAUGGAAGAACGACGAUGAGAUCGAUUACCGAGAACUAGAGAACAAAUAUCAGCUUAAACCUUUAGAGAAGCGAGGUAUCGACCCGACAGUUCUACCAGUACAAGGAGAGGCAGCACGAGAUUCAUUGCUCAUCUGUUUAACCGGAUUCGGCGACCAAAGGGACGAAAUCGCAAGCAAGAUCACAUCGAACGGAGGUUUAUACACCGGUGACCUGACGAGACGAUGCACUCACCUUAUUGUCAACAAACCGGAGGGCAAGAAAUAUGCUGCAGCCAAGGCAUGGGGUAUUCAUCCUGUCACACUUGCAUGGCUCGACCAGUCCAUCGCGCGAAGAAUGAUCUUGGAGGAAAGCAAAUUCGACCCUAUGUUACCUCCGGAAGAGCAAGGGAAAGGCGCUUGGGUUACAAGAGAACUCAAACGUUCAUUGAGCAAACGGUCGAAAUCUGCUAUGGGGAUCGGUGCUGAAGAGGGCCCCAGGAAGCUCAGGAAGACCGCCAGCAUGAAGUUGAGCUCACAGCGCAAUAGUAUGUGGGGUGAUAUCCUCGGACGAUCAACGUCAAGAGAGUAUUCAUUUGCGCAAGAAAAUAAGACAGAAGAUGCAAAUCAACAGCCACAACCUCAACAGGAUGAAGCUCAGCCUCCACCACCUGCUCCUCUAGUCCCAGAAAAUCAGGGGAUUUUCGCCAAUUGCCAUUUUUAUAUACACGGAUUCAAUGCGCAAAGAACUUCUGUCCUCGAACAAACACUCGUUACCCUUGGCGCUACUAUAUGCAAAUCACUACACGAAGCUGCUCUUGGGCGAACCCCGCAGCCGCCUCGUAGCCGUUUUCUGAUCGUCCCUCAAAACUCCCAACCAGAUACUCACCCUCAAGAAUCUUACGAUAACCUCUAUGUCGUCACCGAAUACUACAUUGAGAAAUGUUUACACAACAAGCAAUACUUUGAUCCUACGAAUCACGUCCUAGGUCGACCAUUUCCAUUCUUUCCUAUACCGGCCUUUGCCGACCUAGUUAUAUGCAGUGCCGCUUUCACCGGCAUAGAGCUUAAUCAGGUGGCACGUGCUGCUGCUCAGCUGGGAGCCAGGUAUGAAGGAGAGUUCCGCAAGACUACAAGUGUUCUAAUAUGUAAGGACCUUGCUUCGAUGCGUAAGGAGAAGCUCCGCAUGGCUUUAAGAUGGGGUGUGCCUGUGGUAUCAGCAGACUGGUUUUGGGAAUGUAUAUCAACUGGAUUCAAAGUGCCUAUCGACGACUACAUCUUCCCUGAGAUAAAGAGCAGGUAUUCAGAAACAUCGCAACCAGCGUCUAAAGCAGCAGCAAAAGGUGUCCCUGAAGCUAGAGAACAGAGCAAACCGAUACAGCGCACUCUCUCAGAACCUGCUCGCAAGCCAGCAAAGACCAAUACGCCUAGACCUCCACCGGCCGCUGGCGUUGAUACUUCCGCAUUUGCUCAUGAUUCACCAGAAAAUGUCAAAUCUGCUCGAAGAUCCACUACGAAAUCUGCUGCGGCGGCAGACUCUGCCAUAUCAGCGGAGUUCGUCACAGCUCGUACGCACCCGGUGACUACAAAUAGUCUGCCUAAAGACAAAGACUUCGAUGCUCCCCUCGGGGAAGUGCCUCCGUCCAAGGUCCCUCAGGCACGUAGGGAUGGGUCUCCGUCGCCUGUCAAACAAUCUGCAUUAUCUCGCACUCGAUCCGACCCCAUCACUACGAAAUCUCAUACUGAAGAAACGGAAAGUUUUCCUUCGGAUCUGCAAGACGAUCCCCAGCAGGCGAAGCAACAACACAAUGCUGAGCAAGCUCGUCUACGCGCUAAGGCUGCCGAACGGCAGGCUCUCUCCUCGAAACUAACAUCCCUCAUCGAGACAACAACGCCGAACCUCCCCUCGUUUGCUUCCGACGACACAGACCACGCCCCCGCUCGUCCUCGUAAACGUCAGCUCUUCGGGCGCGCUAUCAGUAACGCCUCCAACGCCAGCAGUGUCGCCUCACGCUCUGCUGCUGAGCUCCACGACGUAUUCGCAGACGAGGACAAGGAAGCAGAUAACCAAUCUGAACCACCCGCAACGCAGCUAGAGUACCGCGAUGAUAAAGCCAAAGAGUGCCGAGCUGCAUUGAUGAGUCGCAUGAUGGGCGGCAGUGGCGAGGUUAAGCCUGCGCCUACUCCUGCAGCCCCCACGCUGAGUAUGAUUGCUGGGGCGACCCGAACGCUGAGAAAGCGAUAA
Molecule: messenger RNA, 2412 nt
Organism: Fusarium coffeatum
Lineage: Eukaryota; Fungi; Ascomycota; Sordariomycetes; Hypocreales; Nectriaceae
Exons: 1
Coding region: 1-2412 (803 amino acids)
Biological process (GO): mitotic G2 DNA damage checkpoint signaling; DNA replication initiation; mitotic DNA replication checkpoint signaling
Source: RefSeq, a predicted model, not a curated record